CGCUGGUGCCUCAGUAUUUCCCACGCGCUCUGUCCAUGUCUUCUCUUUCCUUUGAUUGAGAUGUUGCGAUGUCCCGGGCAGAUUUUCAAGUCGUGGAUCUAUUUUGGGUGAUUUUUAUUGCAUUUGCUCUCGCUCCGGAGGCGGGCAGUGCCAGUAGAUCGGCCGGGGCAGACAGCUGUCAUGAGGUGAAGACAGCUUACAUGAUGCGCCAAAUAGGUCCCGUGGAGCUGGUGCCAGACAGAGCCCGAGCAGAUGAGUCCCUGCGUGUGUGUGUCCACUCGGGGCCCAGCUGCUGCAGCAGUAAAAUGGAGGACAACUACAUGACGGCCGUGCGUAGUGAGACCCAGCAGAAGAUGAGGUCCUACAGCUUUGAGCUCAAGUACCUGAUCACAGGACACGCCAAAGCCUACAGAGAGACGUUUGAGUCACUGGUGUCCUUCACAUCCAACCUGACCAGCACAUUAUUCGACAGCGCUUACUCCACACUGUCCUCAGACUGUCGCCCCCUAGUGUCCCAGCUAUUCAACGACAUUAAACAACACCUUUCCGGAGAUGCAACCGUGUCAUUGGACAAAACUGUCAUUCGAUUUUAUGAUGACCUGUUCCCUUUGGUUUAUCGCCGUCUUCUCAACCCUGGUUUUGGCCCUAAGUCUUUCCACUCAAGUCCGUCUCUCCAUAGCAACCACGAUGACUGUUUGAGGAUGACGCGACAGGAUGUGAGCCCGUUUGGACCUUACCCCCGUCUCCUGAUCAGCGGCCUGUCCCGUGCACUUGGGGUUGGUCACGCGUUGAGCCGGCUUUUGAAACUGGCUGGAGAGGUGGUCAAUGCGACGGAGAAGACAGCUCUAAGCAGAGAGUGUGGGCGGAGUCUAGUAAAGAUGCAGUACUGUUCACACUGUAGGGGGCUGACGCUGAUACGACCCUGCACUGGACUCUGUGUCAACGUUAUGAGAGGGUGUUUGGUUGGCGUGUCAGAGCUUGGUGGGCCCUGGAGCAGUCUGGUGGUAUUACUACAGCGCUUGGCAUCUACCCUGGCAACCAGCAGUAACCAGAACAGCAUGGAGCUAGCGCUGUUAGCCAUCCGAAACCAUGUGAAUGAUGCCAUACUGCACGCUCAGCUCCACGGGCCACACAUUACAUCUACAGUAGAAAAGGUGUGUGGUCCGCAUGCUGCUGUCUCUGUAAUGACCAGGACGAGCCGCUCAGAUCUCGGCUCCUCGACCUCUGUGACCUCUGUGACCCCGGUGAACCCUGACUCCUCUGUAAUGUCCUCCUCUCAUCUCUCUCCUCUGGACGGCCCACAUUACCGUCCAGCUCCACACAGCCGCAGAUCACUUCCCAUCAAAGGCUCCAAAGGGGACAAAAGCCGCAGCCUGAAGAAACUUUCCAGGGAGUUUGAGGGCUCCAUUCAGCGUUACCAGUGGUUCUUUUCCGAGCUUCCCGAGGUGCUUUGUGAGAGUGAGAUGGAGGUUGAGCAGCACACUUGUUGGAGCGGCCAAGACGUCGUUGAGAGUUACGCCGGUCCAGUGGUUGGGAGCAGUGUGAAAUCCCAGAGGGAGAACCCGGAGAUGACUGUCCGCUAUUCCGACCCCAUCCUGAAGGGGGCGAAACACAGACUGGAGCAGAUAACGCAGGAGCUGGUAGCAGAACUUGGUUGGUCGAUGAAGCCCAGCGUGAGAGAAGAGGAGCCUGUAGAGGGGAGCUCACCCACGGGGAGAGCCGAGGGAGGCAGCGGAGACGAGGAGUGCGAUGAUGAAGAUGGUUGUGAAGGAUCUGGAGCACAGGAUGGCGGUGAGUCCUCCAGUGGCCUCAGCCCCAAGACGGAGCACGCAGCACCUCCCCCUCGCGGGGUCUUCCCUCCUCAUCAGCCCCCCCCUCCACAGGUGGCUGUCCGAGGGGGCGCCCAUCCGCUCGCCUCCCGACACUUACCUUUGACCUUGGUUGCCAUGGCGUUUGUGCUGCUGUCACCAUGGGAAUCUCGCUGACCUUCAGGAGACACAUGGUUUUAUACACAGAGACAGAGGGAUUGAACCACAGUGUUUGUGACAGCUCUGGGAGGAGGUUCACGCUGGCUGCUGUGGUGGAAAAUGCACAUAUGUAUUUUUGUAUCGUUUUUACUAACCUCACUAUAUUUUUAUUUAACACAAUAAAAAGAACGAUACUGACUUUUUGGAGAGACAUGUACAUACAAAGUCUAUUUAUAAAGAGAUAUUAGCUGUAAAUAUAGAUUAAUGACGAUAACACUUGGAUUGAAGUCUGUAUUAUGUUUCCAAGUAUCUACCUACAUCUACCUAUAGCACCUCAUAAAAUGGAGGACAGUUACAUAACAUGAAGUAAUCUUGUCUUUGAAAGUAUUUAUUUCAAGUUCGUUAUAUCAGUGCAUAGGCAGUUUAAACCACAGACUGUUUAUAUAAAUGGACACAACAUCUAGCCUCGAUGAGCUUCAUUUAACAUGAGCCAAACACUGACGUCACACUCAUUUAGUCCACUUCUUUAUACAGUCUGUGGUCUAGAAAACCAUAGUAUUGAGAUUAGUUGAAUAUUGAACAUACACUUCAUUUUAAUGUAGUUUGCAUUAAGUAAUUACCUAUGAAUUAAAGUUAAAAUAUUUACAAAUAAAUUAUGUCACUGUAGUUGUGAGUCUAGGCCUGUCACUAUAAUCACUAUAUCGACUCAUCGUUCAGUAUAUGAAAAGCUGGAACAAUAUAGUGCUUUUUUCAUGCAAACGUGGGAGAUUUGGGGUGUUUUUGUUGCGAUAUCAUUAAAUUUGAGCCGUGGAGACAUGAAUAAGUCUCUUUUACAGCUACAUUCUGCUGUUUAUUUGUUCCAGCUCAUGUCUUUUAAUGAAACUAGUCUAUUUACAAAUGGUUGACUGGGAUUAUCUUGCAUUACUUCAAUCUUAAUUAGUGCCACAAAUUAGUUUCAACAUCCUUUAUCGCAGUCGUUCUCUGUAGCAAUAUAUCAUGCUAAUUGCUGCUGUCAGACUCGUUGUUUUGGUCUUAAAAUGUUCGUAUUAACCCGCUUUACGUGACCCUUGUGUUUUUAUUUCACUAUUUUGUCCUUAAAUCAAGAUACGAACAUUAAUAACAGACAAAUCAGGCGUCUUCUUUCCCUGAGAUCACUCCCGCUACCGUUAGCAACAGGUUUGAUUGACAGCGUUGCUAUGGUCCCACUCUUUUCUAAACCAGUGAUGCAGCUCACGUCUUUUAAUGAAACAUCUAUUUAAAAACUGUUUAGUUAUCUUGCAUUAUUUAAAUCUUAAUUAGUGACAUAAAGUUGUUUCUUUAUUAUCGUUUUUCUGUAGCGAUACAUCGGGCUUCAAAAAGUGUUAUUGUGACAGGUCUAGGUGCCGUAGUAAACUGGUUUUGUCUUGCACUACAGUGGAAUUUUGAAUUGAAAAACUUCUUGGAACCAUUUUAAAAUUUCCUCAGUAAUAUUAAGACAUCCAAUGAAGGACGAUUAUUAGCUACAUAAACACAAACAUAACAGCUAUAAAAAUCCUCUAUACACACUUACAUUGUGCGAUCAAAGGAGUCAUACAAAAUUAAUUACAAAACACGUGUUAUAGCCUCUGUACGCGGCUCCUCAUGUCUGAUUUAAGUACAGCUGUUUCACGUCCACACAUGCAAAUGAGAUUUCAGAUUAAUUAUGAUCAUGAAGCUCUUCUGGCUCUCUGCUGGUGUCAAAGCUCCACACGGUGAGCCCCAGACCCGACGCCCGGAAUACUGAUGCAAAAGGCCGAGUGAAGGGCAGAAAGACGCAGCCGUAGCCCGUCCUCACGACUGUAGCUGCUGUAACCGUUUACCGAGCGCUGUUUGAGCUGGAUUUUAUAAAGGGAGGAUGUUGUUUUGCACUGAAUUUUAAAAUGCUGAGUUUGGGCAGAGCUGGGUGUUGCUGACAGAUUUGAUUAGAUUUAAAAAUGCUAUUAAGAGCGUAGCUGUGCGGUGGGGUUUGACGCAGAGACUAAAUGUCAUCGUAAUUUCUCAUCUGUGUUACAAUGUUUCCUCAUCAAAAAAAACAAAAGCUGCAGUUGUGUUUUGUUUCAUUCACACAUGUUUAACACAGUUCUUCCCUCAAACUGAAAACACUCUGUUCCACUUUGUGAUGUCAUCAUGUGGUGAUACAGGAAGUGCUCCACUCUCUACCGUGUUUUUCAGUUUCACUAGAAUCGUUUGGAUCAUUUUCGCUCUGGAACUGCUAAUCGCAACUGAACUAAAGGUAAAACGUAGCUGUUAACUUGGAAACUACCACUUCAUGACAUCACAAGGUGGAACAGAGCAUUUUGAGUGUUGGAGAUGUAGACAGACUAAUAAUAAACUGUUACUCAAACGUGUGAAUGAAACAAAACACAACUCCAGCUCUGUUUUUGAGGAGGGAACAGUAUUAUAACAUGACUUAAAGCUUAAAGAGUCAGUUUGUCGUAGUAUAGAACUUUUAACACUAACGUUCUCAGUUCUUUUUUAUAACUUUACUAUAGAUGGAUAGAUUUGCUAUAAAUCUGUAAAUUCAUUUUUAUUCCACAACUUAAAUCCACCAGUGAAUAUUUGUCUGAAGCUGCAUUCUUCAGUGGCACAGAUAUGACGGCCGGGUGAAGAGGGGCGCCAGAUGUGCUUUUUUUUUUAAGAAGUUUUGUAGAGGCAGAAAAAAUGACAUGUAUAUUUUAUUUAUACGUAAUUUAUAGGAGGUUUGUGGCUGUAAACCCCGAGGUGCAAUAAAACACGUGUAACUUGUAUAAUGUAAUGUUCUGCUGCCACAUCAAAUAAAAUAAAGUCUCUCAAA
Messenger RNA from Periophthalmus magnuspinnatus, 4779 nucleotides. RefSeq names its product glypican-5-like. The transcript has 11 exons. NCBI's taxonomy places the organism in Eukaryota, Metazoa, Chordata, Actinopteri, Gobiiformes, Gobiidae. Gene Ontology annotation, cellular component: plasma membrane; extracellular region; cell surface. The coding region runs from base 69 to 1985 and encodes 638 amino acids. The record is from RefSeq and is a predicted model, not a curated record. Gene Ontology annotation, biological process: positive regulation of canonical Wnt signaling pathway; regulation of protein localization to membrane; cell migration.